Molecule: messenger RNA, 2528 nt
Organism: Culex pipiens pallens (northern house mosquito)
Lineage: Eukaryota; Metazoa; Arthropoda; Insecta; Diptera; Culicidae
Gene: Cdc16
Product: cell division cycle protein 16 homolog
Exons: 2
Coding region: 156-2441 (761 amino acids)
Biological process (GO): cell division
Molecular function (GO): protein binding
Source: RefSeq, a predicted model, not a curated record
AACGGAAAAAAACCAAAACAAAACGCUUUUUCUGCGGCCGAAGUUGGUUCUGCGCUCGUGAAUUUUAAACCCGGAUUUUGUCCGGUAAAAGUGUUGUUGUGUGUUCUUUUCGUGACUAGCGCCUAUCUUGGCCGGUUGGUUGGUGCGGUUCGUCAAUGCCCAGAGUUGAAAAAGUGAUGCGGACCGAUACAGCCAACAGCAGUACGGCGGCGGCGGCCGGCGCCGGUCAAUCGUCGGAUUCGAGCUCCCUGGUGGACGUGGACACGUAUCGGCGGAUCAUGAAGAGCUUUAUGGAUAUGCGUCGCUACCAGACGGCCCUGUUUUGGGCGGAAAAGGUAACCGUGAUGAGUAACAAUGACCCGCGGGACGUGUACUGGCAGGCCCAGUGUAUGUUCCUGCUGCGGGAGUACCACCGGGCGGCGUACGUCAUCCGGAGUCGGGGUCUGGACAAGCGCAAUCUGCUGUGUCACUACUUGGCCGCGGAGUGCCUGGCCGAGGCGAAAGAGUACCAAGAAGCGCUGGACGUGCUGAACGGGGUCAGCUGUGAAACGUUGGCGAAUAAUAUGGCUGGUCCGGGUUUGGGGCGGAACGAGUCCGUUGAGGGCGUGGCCGUUUUCGAUGAGCCCAACAAGUGUGACGUGCUGGCGUCGAUUUACUUUCUCAAGGGCAAGAUUCUCGAGGCCAUGGACAAUCGCAUCCUGGCGAUGGACUGUUACGUGCAGGCCCUGCACAAGUCCGUGUACUGUUCUGAAGCGUUGGACGCCCUGGUCCAGCACGAAAUGUUGAUGGCCUGGGAGGAGAAGGAACUGAUGCAGCACAUUCCGAUGGACCAGCAGUGCACGGAACCGGAGCGGAAAAUUUUAAAAGUUCUCUACGAGAGCAAGCUGAAAAAGUAUUACGAAUCGAUCGCCCCCCAAACCAACAUCGAACAGACCCCGGUCGGAUCAAUGAGCACAAAUCUGCUCCACGAGCUCACGGAAAAGAUGAAAAACAGCAAAAACAUCGAAAGCAACAAGGCUGCCGCUGCGGCAUCUUCCCUGCCGAAAUGCUUCACCACCCCGGUCCCGAACAAGAUCAUGUCUCCGGCGAACAAAAUCCUCGACGAAAUCCGGAACACGCCGUCCUACCUGAUUCAAUCGUCCCUGUCGCGCGUUUCCGUGCUGGGAUCCGGCGGAGGAACCGCGUCCAAGCAGGAAACGCCCUACCGGAUCAGUCGGCCGCCGGUCAGCGUGCAGAGUCCGUCGGCGAUUGCGAUCGGGAACUGUUUCGACCGGCUGGACGGUUGCGUGGAUCUGGUGGUGUCCAAGGCGGAAAAGUUCUUCUACAACUGCGACUACAAAAAGUGCAUGAAGGUCAUCGACGAAAUCCUGAAGCGUGACCCGUACCACAAGCGCAGCCUGACGGUCCAGAUCGGUUGCCUGAUGGAGAUGAAGGACUUUAACAAGCUGUUCUACGUGGCCCACAAGCUGGUGGACUUUUACCCGGACGACGCCAUCUCGUGGUACGCCGUGGGUUGCUACUACGACCUGAUUGGCAAAAGUGACCCCGCCCGGCGGUACCUGUCGAAGGCGACCACGCUGGACCGGUUGUACGGGCCGGCAUGGCUCGCGUACGGGCAUUCCUUUGCCAAGGAGAACGAACACGACCAGGCCAUGGCGGCGUACUUCAAAGCAACGCAGCUGAUGCGCGGGUGUCACCUGCCCCUGCUGUACAUUGGGGUGGAGUGUGGGCUGACGAAGAACCUGGAGAUGGCGGAGAAGUUCUUCUACCAGGCGAUGUCGAUUGCGCCGUUGGACGUUUACGUGCUGCACGAGUUGGGGGUGAUCAAGUUUGAGUACGAGCUGUACGAGAGUGCGGAGGAGGUGUUCCGGACGACGCUGGACAUGGUGCAGAGUAUGGCCAAGGCGAACGGGGAGCCCAUUUCGGCGCGGUGGGAACCGUUGCUGAACAAUUUGGGGCACUGCUGUCGGAAGAAUAAAAAGUUCGAGGAAGCGCUGGAGUUUCACCGGAGGGCGUUGUUCUUGAAGCCGCUGAGUGGGGCCACGUACACGGCGAUCGGGUUCGUGCAGGCGUUGAUGGGACGGUUGGACGAUGCGGUGGAGUCGUUCCACAAGUCGCUCUCGCUGAAGCGGGACGACGUGUUUACGACCACGAUCUUGAAGUACGUCAUUGAAGACUUGGCCGAGGAGGCUCCGCUGCCGUUUUACGCCGACGGUGAGGAUGACAUCGAGCUUGGUGGGAAGGAGGACGACAGUGAAGAGACUCGGGAUGAUGAGAUGGGCGGUAAGGCAGGUGGCGUGGGAGAUUCGGGGGUGGCGGGAACGCCGGGAACUGGUACGGAUGGGGCGCCGCCACGGUUAAAGCUCAAGUUUGACGAGUACGACUCGAACGCUUCGCCGGUAAGUGACACAAGCGCGGACGAUAUGAGUAUGGAUCUGUGAGAUUGCUAAUUUAGGCUACUUUUUUUUUCUAUUAAUUGCGAAAUGUGUUUCAUUGAAGUUUGAAAAAAUACACUGUUUUAUUGGUAA